UCUUUUUGCCCUUACACUUUGAAAGCUCGUUGGCUUACUAAAGAGAAGUCCGUCGAUGCUCCCACAGAGGUUAGUUUCUUCCUCUGGGUCUCUCUUUCUUUGUUUCUCAGAAGAAUCAGCGCGCACGAGAGAGAAGAGAACGCAGAAAGAGAAGUCCACUGGUUUAUAAUUCCAUUGAUGGGUGUUUUAUCAAAUCUAAGAGGACCAAGAACAGGAGCGACCAACGAAGGAUUGCCCCUAUCUGAUGUAUCUUCUUCUUCGUCUUCCCCGUCAGCUCCCAAGAGAAAAUGGUCCAAUCUGUUGCCUAUUCUGGUCGCGCUUGUGGUUAUAGCGGAGAUCGCCUUUCUGGGUCGCCUUGACAUGGCUAAAAAUGCGGCUCUCGUCGAGACUUUGACCGAUUUCUUUUACCCAUCUCCGAUUCCACUACCUGUCGAGCCUAAGGCUCCUAAGAAGGACAUGGCAGUAACGAGAAAAGAAGCUAUCGGUUUUGGAGCGGACAGUUGCGAGAAGUGGUUGGAGAGAGAGGAUGCUGUGAGUUAUUCGAGGGAUUUUAACAAGGAUCCUAUAUUUGUCACUGGUGGUGAUAAGGAGUGGCAAUCUUGUUCUGUGGGGUGUAAGUUUGGAUUUAACUCGGAUAGAAAACCUGAUGCUGCAUUUGGUACCCCUCAACAAGCUGGAAUAAGUAGUGUGCUUCGAUCAAUGGAAUCAGCUCAGUACUAUUCAGACAAUGAUUUAGAUAACGCAAGACGGAGGGGGUAUGAUGUUGUAAUGACAACUAGUCUCUCAUCAGAUGUUCCCGUUGGGUAUUUUUCCUGGGCUGAGUAUGAUAUCAUGGCGGCAGUACAGCCAAAGACAGAGAAAGCUCUUGCAGCGGCUUUCAUUUCUAAUUGUGGAGCACGCAACUUCCGCUUACAAGCUCUUGAGGCACUGGAAAGGGCAAACAUCAAGAUCGAUUCUUAUGGUGGUUGUCAUAGAAACCGUGAUGGAAGAGUUGACAAAGUAGAAGCUCUUAAGCACUAUAAGUUCAGUUUGGCUUUUGAGAACUCAAAUGAGGAGGAUUAUGUCACUGAAAAAUUCUUUCAGUCUCUUGUUGCCGGAAAUGUUCCUGUGGUUAUUGGUGCUCCAAAUAUUGAAGACUUUGCUCCAUCACCUGGUUCAAUUCUACAUAUUAAGGAGCUAGGAGAUGUUGAGUCAGUUGCAAAGAGAAUGAAGUACUUAGCCGAGAACCCUGAUGCCUUCAAUCAAUCAUUAAGAUGGAAAUAUGAGGGCCCUUCGGAUUCCUUCAAGGCUCUUGUGGAUAUGGCGGCAGUACACUCUUCUUGCCGUCUUUGCAUUCACUUAGCAACAAGGAUCCAAGAGAAAGAAGAGAAGAGCCUUAAAUUUACAAGCCGGCCUUGCAAGUGUACCAGAGCCGCGGAAACUGUCUAUCAUUUAUAUAUAAGAGAAAGAGGGAGGUUUGAGAUGGAGUCUAUCUUCUUGAGGGAUGGAAAUAUGACUCUGGAUGCCUUGGAGUCUGCAGUGCUCAGUAAGUUCAGGUCAAUGAAACAUGUGCCAGUUUGGAAGCAAGAAAGACCCAAAAGCAUAAGAGGAGGGGAUGAACUUCGAAUUUACCGGAUUUACCCUGUAGGGUUGACACAGAGGCAAGCAUUGUAUAAGUUCAGAUUUGAAGGGGAUGCCGAUCUCCGGAAACAUAUUGAAAAAAACCCUUGUGCAAAAUUCGAGGUCGUAUUCGUCUAGACGAGGUAUACAUCUUUUUAGACUCAGGACUUAGGAGAAUUACACGUUUCAUCACCUAUGCUGAGAUAGUUCGGAAAAAAUACAAAGGUCAUCUGUGGGGCCUAAUUUCUUUCUGAAUUCGUAUCGGAUGACUCUACGAGAAAAACUAACUACUCCUAAAGAGUACUCUAAUAGUUUCUUUUAGGAAAAUGUGAUUGAUGCAGCUAACGGUAGAUUUUUCGUGGACAAAAAUAUAUGAAACAUUUUUUUCUUCAUAAGAAUUUACACUCAGAAUCUGAUGUAAGAUUGUCUUAUACACUUCCUAGUUGAGAUUUUGUUCCUUAA
This is a messenger RNA of Carica papaya (papaya), 2061 nucleotides long. RefSeq names its product fucosyltransferase 11 (gene FUT11). The record is from RefSeq and is a predicted model, not a curated record. Gene Ontology annotation, cellular component: membrane. Gene Ontology annotation, molecular function: fucosyltransferase activity. NCBI's taxonomy places the organism in Eukaryota, Viridiplantae, Streptophyta, Magnoliopsida, Brassicales, Caricaceae.